GCUCUCUGUCGAGAUUGCAAUGAACGGGAGAAGGCGGCUGGUUCAGGUCGAUAUGUGUGCCAUCGUUGUCAUGCUAUGAUCGAAGAGGGUCAACAUAUAAAAUUCCGUGGGGACUCCUUCCAUCCCUAUCAUUUCAAAUGCAAACGAUGCAACUGUGAGUUAACAGUGCAGUCUCGGGAGGUAGGUGGUGAACUGUACUGUUUACGAUGUCACGACACUAUGGGUAUACCCAUAUGUGGUGCUUGUCAUCGGCCCGUUGAGGAAAGAGUUGUGACAGCACUAGGCAAACAUUGGCACGUCGAGCACUUCGUCUGUUACGUGUGUGAGAAGCCAUUCCUCGGUCAUCGACAUUAUGAGCGGAAGGGACUGGCCUAUUGUGAGCAACACUACCAUAAGAUUUUACCUAAAGUUUCCCGAAGUUGUAUUGCAUAUGUGAGAGCCGGUUCUAUCUCGUCAGGAGUAAACUGA
This is a messenger RNA of Cylicostephanus goldi, 468 nucleotides long. NCBI's taxonomy places the organism in Eukaryota, Metazoa, Nematoda, Chromadorea, Rhabditida, Strongylidae. The record is from the annotation of a GenBank genome assembly.